Musca vetustissima is the source of this 1341-nucleotide messenger RNA. Its product is annotated as putative gustatory receptor 28a. Lineage: Eukaryota; Metazoa; Arthropoda; Insecta; Diptera; Muscidae. The record is from RefSeq and is a predicted model, not a curated record. Gene Ontology annotation, biological process: sensory perception of taste. The coding region runs from base 1 to 1341 and encodes 446 amino acids. The transcript is spliced from 3 exons. Gene Ontology annotation, cellular component: axon; neuronal cell body; dendrite.
AUGGGUAUUAAAAUCUGGGAACGUUUAACCCAAGCCGAUAAUAUAUUUCAGUCACUAAGGCCCCUAACAUAUAUCUCAAUAAUCGGUUUGGCUCCAUUCCACCUCAAGUCGCAAAAUGAAGUUCGAACCUCCGCAUUAUCCUAUGUGGCCGGUAUCAGUCAUUUCCUAUUCUUCAGCCUAUGUUUCCUUAUGUCGCGUUGUGAAAAUGGUUCGAUAAUCGGAUAUUUCUUUCAAACAAACAUCACCAAAUUGGGUGAUUUCACGCUCUCGUGCACCGGUGUCAUUGCCAUGUUGACCAUAUUCGGUUUUGCAAUUUUUAAACGCGAUCGCUUGAUUGCAAUUCUUCAAAAUAAUUUGGUGGUCGAUGAGAUCUUUGUUCGGCUCGGUAUAAAAUUGAAUUAUCGUACGAUUUUUUGGUAUUCCUUUUUAAUGUCCUUUGCCAUGUUGCUGUUCAAUUUUAUUUAUUUGUGUGUGAGUUAUAUGCUGCUCAGAUCGGCAGAGAUAACACCAUCCUUUGUGGUCUUUACGACGUUCGCAUUGCCGCACAUCAACAUCAGCAUUAUGGUAUUUAAAUUUAUGUGUACCACUCACUUGGCCAAGAGUCGUUUUCAUAUGUUAAAUGAGAUUCUCCAAGACAUUCUAGAUUCUCACAUAGAAGAUAGCCAUGCUGUGGAAUUAUCUCCCCUGCAUUCAGUGGUGCGUAUUAAUCGCAGCGCACCAAGACGUCGUCCGGCCACAAUCUCAAUUGCAACCAGUCAACAACAACGUUAUAGUGUCGCCUCAAUUAUACGACAAAAUCCCGAAUUGGCUAUACGACAGGUUACCAACAUUCACAAUCUCUUGUGUGAUAUCUGCAACACAAUUGAAGAAUAUUUUACCUAUCCCCUGCUGGCCAUUAUAGCAAUUUCAUUUUUAUUUAUACUAUUCGAUGAUUAUUAUCUGCUGGAGGUUAAAUUAAAUCCAAAUUGUGUGGAGGUAUUUGAGGCAGAUGAAUUCUUCGCCUUUUUCAUAACACAAAUGUUCUGGUAUGUCAUCAUUAUUGUGUUGAUAGUGGAGGGUAGCAGUCGCACGAUUAAGGAAAGUGGUAAAUGUGCUGCCAUUGUUCACAAGAUUUUAAAUAUUACCGAUGAUGGAGAUAUUAGGGAUCGUCUACUGCGUUUAUCACUGCAGCUGCAACAUAGACGGGUUAGAUUUACUGCUGCGGAAUUAUUUAAUCUGGAUCGAACAUUGAUAUUUACGAUGACUGGAGCUGCCACCUGCUAUUUGAUUAUAUUGGUGCAGUUCAGCACCACUCAUCAUUCGAAUCCGAAUCAAUUUAAUGGUACAAAUUGUGUUUCCUAA